Anarrhichthys ocellatus (wolf-eel) is the source of this 3775-nucleotide messenger RNA. It is a transcript of the gene nlrc3l1, whose product is annotated as NLR family, CARD domain containing 3-like 1. The coding region runs from base 805 to 3222 and encodes 805 amino acids. The transcript is spliced from 6 exons. Lineage: Eukaryota; Metazoa; Chordata; Actinopteri; Perciformes; Anarhichadidae. The record is from RefSeq and is a predicted model, not a curated record.
UAAACCAGAAAGUAGCAAUAAUGUAUUUAUGUAAAUACCUUUGCGUUUAUUUUAACGCUUUGGGCCAUUAUGAAAGUAAUGUUAUUGAGCGUAAAAAACAACAACUUGCCUUAUCCCUGGGUUGAGCCCUCCUGUUGUGACAGUUUGUCGCUGGGCUGUCAACGUAUUUUUCAUUCCUAAAUUCAGAAUUAACGUUCACCUUGAAUCAUAAACGCAUCUUAAAAUCCCGUUGACAUAGUCUGACACUGACAUGUCACGUGUGGAGAAGUCAAUUCGGAAGAGUGAAGUUUAAAUAAUUGGCUAUAGCCAUGACCAAAAGUCAAACCAGGCCAUUUAUGCUAGCUAAAGCUGCUUAUAUUAACAUGAUCCGUCGGUCAGACUGGACGAUAUAUAGCCUCAGUUUAAAACAUGUGAAUACAUGAGACAUACGAUGAAGGUAGACGCACUUUUCUCCAGAGCGAACCAGAGACUUACAAGCGUCUAACUUUUAAUUUUAGCUUCCCAAUACAGCACUUUCAAGUUAAAAUGAGGAAGUGAAAUGAACCCAGGGGUAAUAAAUCCCUCUUUAACGCCACGUAUGUCCUUCAGACCUAAAGCUAGGUUAUUACAGUGGUUACCGACCUGGGAGUAACAUUUGAAAUUGUAAUUUAUUUUAUUUUGAAAGGACAUUUCUGUUACAUUGAAUGUAAUGUGCUUGUUACAAGUUAAAUGUGGUGUUAUAACGUAGUGCAGAAACUGAAUAAGCAUCUAUCAGUAUAGAAACCUGAAAAUCUGGUUUGGUGUAAAGUUCCUUACUAUAUACUGAUGGAGAAUUUGAGAACUGAUAUAUUGCAUUGUCCCAUGUUCUUCUGCAGGUACAGGCAGGUUAGCUCCCCGAGACCAUCCCUGGGAAAACAAGAAGGGAUCUCCCUAAUCUUAGUUGUUUGCUUAGUUGUUUGCUAUGACAUGAUGGACGACAGUGAAUUGGAGGCGAUGGCCAUGCCGUCAGGCUCUUCCCUCGGGGAUGCAGUGUCCGGCAGAGGACGGAGUAUGUCUGAUGAAGGCGACGAGCUCUUCUACAUCCCUGAGAGAAGACCCUCUCUGGACCUGGGGCCGAGUCCAAUGGAUACCAGCCACUGGCAGUAUGUGGACCAGGCCUCUUCUCCAGCUCUGGGGUACAGAUCAAUGACGAGUGAGGACGACUCCAUCCACAUGAGUGACGAAGAUGGAUCCCCCACAAGGGUUCAGCUGAACAGAGCAGAUUCUUACUCUAGCUGCUACUCAUUGGACAGUGACGAUUGUGAAAAGAUGAUCCCCAAGCUUAAAUGCAAAGAUGAUACCGUCUCAGAGCUUCCUGUCAAACCUGAGUUAUUCCAAGACCCAAAUGAGACUAGGCAUCCUUCCCUGACGGUGGCCUUCACUUUCAAGGCUAUUUCUAAAACCCUUGGGAAGCUGUCUGAGGCAGACAUCAGGUACUUCAAGAUGCUGCUGUGGAAGCAUUACUCGCACUCAUUCAACACUCAUCCCCAAGGCUUGGACAUGGUGGACCUUGUGGACCGCUUGCUCGAGUGUUUCAACCUGGAGUUCUCUUUGCAGAUCACCAAAACCCUUCUUCAGGACAUUGGGCAAACAAAGAUGAUUGAUUACCUCGAGACUUUGUGCAUCAAAAAUGAAGUACGUCAUGAUUUAUGCGAGAAUUUGAAGAAGAAAUUCGGCGAAGUGCGUGAGGAUGCUGACCCGCAGGGAGAGAGGAGACCCUUUGACGACGUCUUUACCGAUCUUUACAUAAGCUCAACAUGUGACAAUGGCCCAAAUAUUGAACACGAGGUCGUGACCAUAGAAAAGCUCGACAGCAACCAUAAAAAAGAGAAACUGCUUUCUACCAAGGACAUUUUUAGCGCUGAAAGGCUGAAGCACAAACACUUUAAGUUUAUGCUGGUCACAGGAGUUGCCGGGUCAGGGAAGUCUAUGGCAGUCAGAAGGUUAGUCCUCGAUUGGAUUGAAGAGAAGUCCCACCUGCACGUGUCCUUCUUGUUUCCUUUGUCGUUCAGAGAACUCAAACAGUUUGAGAACUCUAAGAUCUCCGUGGUGGAAAUAUUACAAACACUCUACCCAGCAACCAAGAAACUGAGGGAUGAAGAUUACAGUUGCGACGACGGCAAAAUAAUGUUCAUCUUUGACGGUCUGGAUGAGUACAACGGGGAGCUCGACUUUCAAAACACUUCCAUCCUCAGGGACCUCAAAGAUCCUACCACCCUGAACGUCAUCGUGGUCAACCUCCUCAGAGAGAGGCUGCUCUUCCGCAGCCUGUUGCUGGUCUUCUCUCGGUCGCAGGUAAGGCACUGCAUCCCUUACGAUACGCACUACGAUGAGAUAGACGUGCGCGGUUUCCUCGACCCUCAAAAGGACGAGUACUUUCAGAAGAGGUUCACGGACCCGGAUCAAGCAGCUCGAGUUAUUGCGUACAUCAACUCCUCCAAAACCCUCCGCAUCAUGUGCCACCUGCCCUUGUUCUGCUCACUGGUGGCAGAUGAGUUCCAGCCCAUUUUUAGGAAUCGGGCGACGCAGGCAGAGCCACCCAGGAACAUCACCUACAUGUACACCAAGCUGCUGCUUGCACUCAUCCGACCGCGUCGCGCAUUUAGGGCUCCAAAUCGUAGCCUAAACAAAGAGAGGGACUUCCUCAUGAAAGUUGGAAAGUUGGCCUUCGACAUGCUGGAAGGAGGCAAGUUCAAGAUCUCAAAGUACGACUGGGAAGAGACUGGAGUCAAUGACGAGGAGGUGGUGAUUAACAGUGGCCUCUGCACACAAUACAUGAGGAGUCCACUUGUCUUGUGUCACGAGAAAGUCAUCAGCUUUAUCCACCCUACCAUGCAAGAGUACCUGGCGGCCCUUUAUGUGUUUCUCUACUUUACGAACCAGGGGAAGAACAUUUUUGAGCAGCAGCUGAAAGACCGGUUCAAGGGGAUAUUCAAGGGGCACACGGCGAUAGAGCUGUACAAGAGCGCCGUGGACAGCAGCCUGCGAUAUGACGAUGGGAAAUAUGACAUUUUCCUACGUUUCCUGCUUGGAAUGGGUCUCAAGACCAACCUGGGACUCCUCGAGCCAUUCUGCACGUCUACUGUAAAGUGGCCAACGGUCGUUGAAGACACUACUGCGCUCAUCGAGAAGAGGAUCAGAGAAAAUCAGUACCCCGGCAGGAACGGCAACUUGACGCGCUGCCUGGAAGAGCUGAAGUCGUGAGCCUCAGAGACCACAUCCGUUUGAGCAGACUCUUUUAAAACGCUGAUCUAUGUGCAAAAUUAAAUUUUGAUUCAAAAUAACCAUCAAGGCUUCCAAUGAACUCCAGAUGGAGGAAAACUGUUCGACAUGUGCCUGACGGAGAAACACGGUUCUCUCCUAUUCAACCAACAUAUACACUAAUGAAGCUAAUCGCUACUUAAGUUACACGGAUGUACCAAAGACGUGGAGACAGAAUCUUUCAAGAGAAUGCAGAUUCAAGGUGUGUUAAAGACGCUUAACAAUAAUAAGGGGCCUUAUUUUGAGAGUUCCAUUUUUUUUCCUGUUUUUAUACAAUCAAAUAUUUUUUUGUGAUCAUUAUUCAUUUGUUAAUUGUGUUGCCAGCUUGUGCUUGAUAUUGUUUAUCAUUUAUGUGUGUAAUGCAGUAUAUUCACAUUGAAGAGCUGAGAAUCCUACAUAGCUAAAAAGUAUCGCUACUCUAAUUUCUCUCAUCGCUGAAAGUACCGGUUGCUGAUAACCGUUGAAAACAACUAACAAUAAAUCUUGAGGGAAACAA